UUUGCAGCUCAACUCCAAGGUGCAGCGACCCGUCCAUGGCGAACAGCGUGCCAAAAUGAGCGUGCAAACAAGCCAAGACGUAAGUACAUGGAGCGGUGACACUGCAAGCUGCAUGGCCUGAGCUAAUAGCGUCAGACUCGUACGCUGUUCUUGGCUGGCGCUCGGAGCUGUUGACGCUGGGUGGCCGAUGGAUCGGAGCGCCUGCGCUCUGAUUGGCCGAGAGGUGGCUGGCAUUUUUCCAUGCGCGUGCGGGUGGCGUUCGCGGACGAGGCUGGCGCGAUGAUGGCCGAGGCCUGGGGCUUCUCGCGCUGCGUCGUGCCUAUCGACGACUCGUUGAAGCUCGUGGGCGACCUUUUGCACCACGUCUCGACGCGCUUCGGCCUCCAAUCGACCACCGGCGGCCUCGAAGUGCUGCUCGACGGCUUCGUGCUCCUGCCGAGCGACAAGAUUGCGCUUGUCUUGCGCGCGGAUGACGUGCUCACGGUGCAAUGGUCCACGCGUGCUGCCGCUGCCGCUGCUUCAAUCACGCUCCAGACCAUGCCGCGCUUGGUGGCGGCUGCACCAACAGAGCGCAAGAAGCAUCCCAGCCGCGCGACGACCACAAAACCCGUGGCACUCCAGCGAGCAAAUGCCAGCUCCAGCUCCAGUGACAACGAGAGUAGCAGCGGCGAAGAGACAAGCGUAGUGGCCAACAAGUCACCGCCGAAGAAGCCAGCGCCCAAAGGAGCAGCGGGCCCGCCACCACCCACUCCAGCCAAGCGCGUUGUGCCACCCAAAACUACCCCAACAACUGCAACCAGCAAACGUAGCAGCGACAGCAGCAGCAGUAGUAGUAGCAGUGACAGUAGCAGCAGCAGUAGCAGCGAGUCCGAGCAGGAAGUCAAGACGAAGCCUCGACCGCUCGUGACGUUGAAGGAGAAGAAGCGACUCGCGAAGGCUGGGACGCCGUACCAACGCUCUGCUACGGCUACUACCCCCGUCGUCAGUGCUGCUUCGUCGCCAAAGAAGCGGCCGGCGGCCGUUGCGUUUCCCGAGGCACAGGAUGCGACGUCUGCUGCCAAGGCGCGAUGGGGUUCAACAAGCGCACCAGGUCAUAACCACGUCCGCUUCGAUGCGAAAGCGAACGCGUCUUUCGACAAACCAGUGCCAGAUGCAAAACUUUCGCGCGCUUUGGACCACCGCCCGCGGGGCGGGGACUUGGCCAAGUACGGCCCGUCAGCCGCUCCCCUGCCCAGCGCAAUGCCGGCGCCACGGCUGCAGCAGCGCCAAGCACCCGUGCAUCGGACUCCGCAGCCCGCCACUGCGACAUCAAAGAAAGAGCUGUGGAAGCGUCCGUACCAGGUCAUCGCCUCGCUUGAAACAGCGUCGAUGCGUGCAACGGCAACUCCCGAGGACGCAUUCACGACGUACCCCGAAGCUCAGAUCAAAUGGGUUCAAGCGGGCGAUGUUGUUGCCUUCAAGACGCUGCGUCUCUGCGAGACGACCAUGACGCCAGUCCUGAGCGCCUAUCAAGUGGGCCGCUGCGUCGCCGCAGAGACCGAUGCGCUCGUCUUGCAGCCGUGCGUCAAGACAGCUCAAGGCACCUACGAAGACGACGAGGCGAAGGAGCCAUGCACGUUCGAGACGAUGGAGGUCCAGGAUCUGCGGGCGCUUGCGGGUGCAGCGCACGUACUCGGUCAGCUCCAAUGCCGCGUAGUUGAUCCCAGCACGUCGGCUGCAGCAGAGGAACACGGCAGCAAUGAUGAAGACCAGCAGCAGGUCGACGACGUGGGGGCGACGAGGAAUGAAAGCGAUGAGAACGACGAGAUGGCGACCGCCAAGGAGAACCUCUUGGAGAUGCUUCGCGCCCGGAAGGAGCAGCUUCUUCGCGAGCAGCUCGAAGGCAACACGGGUGCGGCACCGUAAUACGCAGCACAAUAAUAUCGUCCUUUGGAUACCGUAUAUAUGAA
Saprolegnia diclina VS20 is the source of this 1949-nucleotide messenger RNA. RefSeq lists its product as hypothetical. The coding region runs from base 241 to 1905 and encodes 554 amino acids. The transcript is spliced from 3 exons. NCBI's taxonomy places the organism in Eukaryota, Oomycota, Saprolegniomycetes, Saprolegniales, Saprolegniaceae. The record is from RefSeq and is a predicted model, not a curated record.